CCCGGCUCAAGUCAAGAACAAAGAUGGCAGUGAGGGCGAGUGUUAGCAUCAUGAAUGCUCAUUUGGAGGCCUGGGGUGCCAAAAACGUCUAAACCUGGAGGGAGGGAUUAAGACAGAACAAGUGAAAAGAUUUCACUCUUAACUGGAGUACAUUUUACUGGAGUUUGCCCGUCCAAUUCAUCCUCCUCUUCCUCAUUACUUUGUUCCUUCUCUGGAUCACUGGACACAAACAAUCGAUCAACCAAGCAACGAGAAUAUUACCAGCAAACCAAGCAGCAAGAAUGACCGAUAAACCGGGGAUGACGACUGGUGGCGGAGAUGAUGCGGGCAGCAUCAUGGCGUUGCUGGAACGCGUGGCGGGCCUCAUGGACAGCGUCCAGGUCACACAGCAGCGCAUGGAGGAGCGUCAGCUUGAGCUGGAGAGCACGGUCAAAACCAUCCAGGCCGAUGUUGUCAAACUGACCAAUGAGCACGCCAACACCAGCUCUACCGUCGACCGGCUGCUGGAGAAAACACGGAAGGUCAGCCGGCACAUCAAGGACGUCAGGGUGCGUGUGGAGAACCAGAACAUCAGGGUCAAGAAGGUGGAGGCCACUCAGGGUGACCUCCUCGCCAAGAACAAGUUCAGGGUGGUCAUUUAUCAGGGUGACCAGGAGGUGAAAUCCGUCGCCCCGGGAAACGAGCCAGAGGAGCCCAGCAGCAGCGGGGCCCGGGCCAGAGCCGAGGUGGAGCCCGACAAGUUCGAGCUCCCUCCAGAGUCGGACGAGGAGUACAUGGUGGUGGAGGAGGCUGACUCCUCGGCAGCCAGCCGCAUAAAGAAGACGGGGCUGACGCGCAUCGAGAGCUUCAAAGCCACCUUCUCCAAGGAGAACAUGACCAAGACCCGCGAGAACCUGGGCACCAAGGUGAACAAACUCGGUGAGCGCAUCGUGACGGCCGAGAGGCGCGAGAAGAUCCGCCAGUCCGGCGAAAGGCUGAAGCAGUCGGGAGAGAAGCUGAAGGACACCAUCACCAAGAGUGUCCCAGCCAAGCUCAACCUGAAGAAGGAGAGGACUGUGGCAGAGGGCCAGGAGGGAGCCGAGGGCGUCACGGAAGGAGCUCUGCCCGUCCCUCCUCCCAAGGGCCGCAAGACCAGCCCUCAUGCCGCCAGGCCGGCCGAAGACGAGGGCAGAGCGGAGGGAUCUGAGGUGCCGAUGUACGACAUGAAGCAGCUGUCCUAAAACCAGAUCUGGGCCCUUUCUUUGGACUUCUGAGACACACUGAGAGGAAGGUUUUUGGGUAGCUGUACAAGAAUAAAUGAUUCAUUAAAAAAUAAAAUAAAGAUUAUUUUGUGUUGAACACUUGAAGGAAGCGAGCAGAGAACAGAUCCAAUCAGACUGAACAUCAAACCCAACUGUGCUUCCGGACAUUUACCAUCAAAUCCUGAGUGAAGUUAUUUUUCUGUCUCAUGUUCAAUAAACAGUGAGCUGGAAAACUGAAGAACAGACUUCAGACGUUCCCUGCAGAGUUUCUGCUGCAUGUUGCUGAGACUGAGCUGAUGAUGAAGCUGUGAUGGGUUUAUGGCACGUUUGGUUCUGGAGAAGAGUUUUACUGUCGGUGCAGGUGAAAUGAUCAGAGGUUACAGCCUCUGGUUAAAGUGGAGGCAGCGAUCAGGACGGCUGAGCAGCAUCAGUGUUAGUAACACAAAGAUCACAGAAUGGGAUCAUCCACACAACACUAACAUCUAAAUCCACGGCAGGAACUCUUCCAGUGUCCUGAAAACUCUGCGAUGCUGAGAUUAAAACCUGUCUGCUCAUCUUAAUGCAAUAUUUACUAAAGUCUGGUAGAAGUUUUACUGAUUUCCAGUCACUUAGCAGACGUGUGGAUAGGUGGUGGGUUGUAGAGCAGACUGAAAGCUUUAAGCUCAUCCUCUGAUUAAAAACUCAGACCCACAGAUACAGGAAGUAUAACCCUGGUGUAAGAAAGGAAACGGCAACACGGCAGCCAUCUUUUUCCUCCCAUGAUGACCAGUGUCCCAGCAGAAGCUGGGGUUUGUUAGAUCCUGUUCGAUCCAGAGGAAACAGGCUGAAAGAGUCGAUCGGGGGGAUCAUGCUUUUAUUAUGUGCUCGUUAUGAUUGAAGCUCUGGUUGUGUGUUAGAGACAGAACCUGCAGAUUCCUCCGCUCUGCCUCCUCCUCUGCAGGAAUCAGCCUCUUGGCUGGUUUUAUUCACCAACAUGAAUAAAAUCAUCAAACUAAUCCAAGUUCAUUAUGAAAUGCCUGAAAAUGGAGGAAUAAAUCUGUCAGUUACGUAUAAAGUUUGAGUUUGUCAGUGUUUUACAUGGAGACGGUCGCCAGAUGUUGAAUGUUUAGCAUGAAUGUUCCACAUCUGGAGAAACCUUCAAGAUUAAAGCCAGUGAAAGGUGAAGAGUUUCUGCAGCAGCCGCACUUCCUGCAAAUGUGUUCUUUCAAAAUAAAGUGAAGAGUCUAAAAUUGUAUUCACGACAGGUUUAAAGGUGAAGGUGGUCACAUGGUUUUAGUGGAAUGCCUACGUGGGCGCGUCUGAGUGAUUUUGAUUCAGAUUCCUGCAGCGUGGAGCAGUAAACACUUGUUUUUGUUCAUCUGGACUCAUGAAUGAUUCCAGUUAGCACAUUUCCAGCCAAUGAAACGUAACUACAGAUGAAGACAAACACAUUUAAGCUGCCUGACUCGAGUGUGGCUGCAUGCUCCCAUUUUCAGUCUGUUUUAGUUUUCAGUUUAGAGGAACGCUGCAAACUCACAAAAACUUCUUUCUUGUGAGGUUUUGUUGGCAGACUGAUAAAAGCAGCAGCAGCUGGUGUUUGAUGAGCAGACGUGUGUUUCCUGUCCUGUAAUAAUCAGCUUGUUACCGUCACAUAAUGAACUCGUGACCAAUGAGGCCGUCCUUGUGCGGUUCUCUGGCACCAGCGCUGAUUCUGACUGUGACCUUCACCUCUGCAGGGUCGCCUCUGCUCGUGGCUGAGCUCGUCAAAAUAAAAGCUUCUUCAUUUCUGUGGCUGAAGAGGAGUCUGCUCUUCUUCACCAACAGGAAAUGAAACAUUUCUCACUGAUUCUGAAAUCUUCACUUUUCUCACAAAUUCACAGUAACACACACACGGUUGUGUUUUCAUAUCCUUGUGGGGACAUCUAUUUGACAUCAUGCUUUCCUCAGCCUUUCACUCUAACCAUUAAGACUGAAUGCCUAACCCUGACCUGACUGUCCCCGACACUAAAACCACAUCCUGAGUCUCAAAAAUGUCUUCAAACUUGUGGGGACGGGCAUUUUGGUCCCCACAAAGACAUGUAAACAUGUAUACACACACACACACACACACACACACACACACACACACACACACACACACACACACACACACACACACACACACACACACACACACACACACACAGAGGCAUUAAUGACCUCACAGGUUCAUGUUUGGGGUUUUUAGCAUCUUUGUGUGUCGGUCAGAUUUAAUUCUCUCUUGUUUUGAGGUUUUGUGCCUUUUUGUUUCAUUCUUUGUGCGUUUAUUUUCUCUUUAAGCCUUUCAGGACUCGUGCUGUCGGCUUUUUCCUGCUGUGUUAUUAGUAUUUUUAAUUUCUAAACUUCUUCUAAAAGAAGGACGAUGGAACAUUGAUGUGAAAAUAAACAUGAUCAUUUAAUGUU
Oreochromis aureus is the source of this 3662-nucleotide messenger RNA. RefSeq names its product caveolae associated protein 4b (gene cavin4b). Bases 282 to 1220 code for a protein of 312 amino acids. Lineage: Eukaryota; Metazoa; Chordata; Actinopteri; Cichliformes; Cichlidae. Gene Ontology annotation, cellular component: cytoplasm; caveola. The record is from RefSeq and is a predicted model, not a curated record. Gene Ontology annotation, biological process: regulation of gene expression. The transcript has 3 exons.